Messenger RNA from Paramacrobiotus metropolitanus, 2615 nucleotides. RefSeq names its product apoptosis-stimulating of p53 protein 2-like. NCBI's taxonomy places the organism in Eukaryota, Metazoa, Tardigrada, Eutardigrada, Parachela, Macrobiotidae. Gene Ontology annotation, biological process: regulation of apoptotic process. Gene Ontology annotation, molecular function: p53 binding. The record is from RefSeq and is a predicted model, not a curated record. Gene Ontology annotation, cellular component: nucleus.
GUCCGACAUUUUCACUGCCUCAUCAUCCUGGCUUAUCUUCAAGUUGUAAACUUUUGUUUUUACUUUCUUCCUCGUAUCUGCCUGGCAUUUUUGAUGAUGUAAUGUGAUUAUGUGAUUAUACCCCGACAAUCUGCAGCGAGACUGUCACGCUGCCAGUCUUGCCAAGAGGCGUGAGGAUAUUUUGGUUGAUAUUCGUGUUCAGACGAGUUUUUGUUGAUCAUCACGAUCCCCAACUGCCACUGUAGAAACGUUGGACGAUGCGCGCAACAGCGAACCUUUGGUGAUUGUGGUCUGGUCGGGACUGUGACAGAAGCCUUGCUGAACGAUUUGUGCGGGAUACGUUGUGGAUUUCUGCCAGGGAAGAAACACGGGAUUGAUCGGUGGUGGUUGCGGUGAAUGAUUGGCUGCUCAUUGCUUGACGGGACGCCGGGGAUUUUUAUAUCGGCCGCCACUGUUCCGCUUCCGAUUGGCACGCUCAGGGGAUUUGACUGCUUGUGCUGAUCCGCUUGAUCCUCCCCGUCUAACGACAAUGGUGGAGGAGACGUUGAGCGGACGGCUGGAGCAGUUGUCGGUGGAGGAGCUGGAGCGGUUGUCGUCGGCGCGACAGCAGAUGCUGAAGAUGCAGCGGCAGCAGGCGCAGAGUAAGGAGGAACGCCUCAAGAUGCUCAUGGCGCAGUACCAGCGCCACGAGCACAAACUCGACAACUACCGCCAUCUCCGCUCCAAUCUGCAGGCCCAGGAGCUGCGUCUGCGCGAGCUCCUGCAGCUCAAGGCGCAGCUGGAACGCCAGACCGUCGACAAAAAUCAGCUCAGCGAGGAGUUGGAGAAGACGAAAGCCGUGUUCGCCCUGCGCGAGCGCGAACUAGCGGAGGCCGUGGCCAAAGUGGACAUUUUAACACAGCAGUUAGACCGCAGCCGGCAGCAGACGCUGCGCGCCGCCGCGCAGUCCCGUUUCUCCCCGCAGGACACCGCCGAACUGGAGCGCCUGCGUAACGAGCAGCGCCAGCGUUCCCACGCCGUGCAGCAGACGAAACGCAAGGUGGAGGAGAAGGACACGGCGUUGCUGCACAAAACGCUGGCCAGAAACCAGCUGGACCAGAAAAUCAACGAGAUGGUCGAGCGCAUCCAGAAACGCCGGGUGCUGCAGCCGCAGAAUGCGGGCGCCCGCCCGGCGGCGGCGGCCGGCAUGUCGGAUGCCGAGAUGAACAACAUGAAACUCCCGCCGCAAAAACCGGUUCUCGCUGAGCGGGAGAACACCUUCAAAGCGGCCCCGUUGAAUUAUUGCGAGGAAGUCGUGCGCUGUCUGCCGAACGGGAAACCGCCCGCGGACGCCGCCAAACCGCCGACGGAAACGAAGAAACCCACCCUGCCGGUGCAGAACGGUCCCAGCUCCAAGUCCCUAUUAACCCCGCGCCCGCCCACCCCCCGCGGGCGGCGGGCGGGCUGCAGCGCGAGGACAGCGUCAGCGACGACAGCGCCGUCUGUCUGUCGGCCGCCGAGGCCGAGCGGGCGGCGGUGCUGGAUUUAUCCAGUUCCCCAGUUUGUCGAACAGCAGCACGAGUCAGCGGGAGGAACGGGAGGCGGAGGGCGGGCUCAAGGUGUCGCCCCGAAGGAGGGCCGGCGGCAUUCUCGGAGCAAGGACUUGCCGUUGCCGCCGCCGAUUGUGGGCGUGGUUACUGAGAAAGAGCCGGAAGUGAAGGCGGCGGCCAAGCGGGUGAAGUUUGAUCCGCAGGCGCUGCUGCUGGACGCGUCGCUGGAGGGGGAAUUAGAGCUGGUCAUCAAAACGUGUCAACAGGUGAUGGAUCCGUCGGCCAGCAACGACGAGGGCAUCACGGCGCUGCACAACGCCAUCUGCGCCGGCCACUUCCCCAUCGUCAAAUUCCUGGUGGAGUACGGCUGCGAUGUCAACGCGCAGGACAGCGACGGCUGGUCGCCCCUGCACUGCGCCGCCUCCUGCAACAAUCUCCCCAUGUGUCAGUUCCUCAUCGGGCACGGCGCCUGCAUCUUCGCCACGACGAGCAGCGAUAGUGAGAGCGCGGCGGAGAAGUGCGAGGAGGACGAGGCGGACUUCGAGGGCUGCUCGCAGUAUCUGCUGCAGUGUAUGCACGAUCUCGGCCGCAUCAACGACCACAUCGUCUUCGCGGUCUACCCCUACGAAGCUCAAAAUGCGGACGAAUUAACCUUCCGCUGCAACGACAAACUGCGCAUCCUGCGCCUGUCCGACGAGACGGAAACGGAGUGGUACUGGGCGGAGCGCGCCGAGCCGCCGCCCGCGGCGCAGGGCUACGUGCCGCGCAAUCUGCUGGCAUUGUAUCCGCGCGUGCAGCGCUCCUAAUAUUGGCAAUUAAUUCGCCAAUAAAUCGCAAUUAAUCUGCAAUUAAUUCGCAAUUAAUUUGAAUUAAUUCGAAAAUAAUUCGCAAUUAAUUUGCGAAUAAUUCUUUGGGAACGCUCCUUACGGCGACGCUACAUUCCUCGCUUGGCUCGCUUGCUAAAAUCAAUUCGGUGUGAUCAAACGGCUCUUGCGCAAUAUCCACGCGUGUGUUUUUUUUUUAUUAAUUCGCCAGUUAUUUGUUGCUUGAGAAAGACGCUGAUUAACAUGAUAAAAAAUACCUGCA